Messenger RNA from Pristis pectinata (smalltooth sawfish), 10671 nucleotides. RefSeq names its product centromere protein E (gene cenpe). The record is from RefSeq and is a predicted model, not a curated record. Bases 107 to 8074 code for a protein of 2655 amino acids. The transcript is spliced from 49 exons. Gene Ontology annotation, cellular component: microtubule. Lineage: Eukaryota; Metazoa; Chordata; Chondrichthyes; Rhinopristiformes; Pristidae. Gene Ontology annotation, molecular function: ATP binding; plus-end-directed microtubule motor activity; microtubule binding. Gene Ontology annotation, biological process: microtubule-based movement; mitotic cell cycle.
GCGAGCUGAUCCGGCGCAGAGGCCCCGGUCCCGGUGCAGAGAGCUCGGCGCAGAGGCUCCGAUCCCGACGGAAGGUAGGAAGGUGCCGGUGUGAAGUGGACUAGGAAUGGCGGAGGAGGGUGCGGUGCAAGUGUGUGUCCGGCUCAGGCCCCCCAACGCUAGAGAGAGGUCUUCACAAGGAUCCUCCGAAGUUCAUUGGAAAACUGACAACCAAACUAUUUCCCAGAUUAAUGGGGCCAAAUCAUUCAAUUUUGACCGUGUAUUCCAUGCAACUGAGACAACACAAACUGUUUAUAAUGAAGUUGCACAUUCUAUUGUGUGCUCUAUUACUGAGGGCUAUAAUGGCACUAUUUUUGCAUAUGGACAGACCUCAUCUGGAAAGACUUAUACAAUGAUGGGAAAUGCAGAUGGUCCUGGUCUUAUUCCUUUGGCAAUCUGCAAUUUAUUCAAAGUUAUUAAUGAGAUGCAAAACAGAGAAUUUCUGUUGCGUGUUUCUUACAUGGAAAUUUAUAAUGAAUCUGUAUCAGAUUUACUUAGUGAUUCAAAAGGAAGACCUCUGGAAGUUAGGGAAGAUAUGGAUAGAAAUAUUUAUGUUGCUGAGCUGACUGAAGAAGUUGCUGUAACUUACGAUGCUGUGAUGAAAUGGGUCAAGAAAGGAGAAAAAAACAGGCAUUAUGGAGAAACUAAAAUGAAUGAACGUAGUAGUCGAUCGCAUACCAUUUUUAGAGUGAUUGUGGAAAGCAGGGAUAAAGAUAAUGAAGCAGUUAUGGUUGCACAUCUGAAUUUGGUCGAUUUGGCAGGUAGUGAACGAGCCAGUCAAACAGGAGCAGAAGGAGUCCGUUUAAAGGAAGGAUGCAAUAUCAACCGUAGUUUGUUUGUACUUGGUCAAGUUAUUAAGAAGCUUAGUGAUGGACAAGCUGGCGGGUUUGUAAAUUAUAGGGACAGUAAGUUGACUCGAAUUCUGCAGAACUCAUUGGGGGGCAACGCAAGAACACUAAUCAUUUGCACAAUUACUCCAGCUGCCUUUGAGGAAACUCUCAGUACUCUUCAGUUUGCAAGCACUGCCAAAUUCAUGAAGAACACACCUCAUGUGAAUGAAGUGUUGGAUGACCAAGCGAUGUUGAAACGAUAUCUCAAAGAAAUAGCGGGUCUGAAAGAUAAACUGGAGGCACUUACUUCAGAAACUCGUGUCCAUGAAAUAGAGAAAGCUCAGCUUUUGUCUGAAAAACAUCACCUUCAGCAGGAGCACGAGCAAAAAAUAAAGAACUUGACAAGAAUGCUUGUCAGAGCUUCAUCUGAUGACGACCAACUAGAUACAAAGGCCAGAAGAAAAAGGAGAUUUACCUGGGCUCCCGGAAAAGUGCAAGUCAGUUUGAAUUUUGCAACUGAUAAUGCCGCAAAAAUUAUAAAGUUGGAUCAAGCCUUUCAAGAGUUAGAUGAAAUUCCUGAAGAGUUUCUGGAUGAUCAGCAGUCUGAUAUGAUGUCAGGGUGCAGUAGUCAAAUCACAGUAAGAAGAGGAGGAAGUUGUGGGUACCAGAUACCUUCAUUUGAAGAUUCUCCACAUUUCAAUGAUCAAAGCAGAUUGAGCCAAACCUCUCUUACUAGUAUUCUGUAUGAUGGAUCUCCAAAGGAUGAAUCAGAAAAAAGAAUUUCUGAGCUGGAGCAAGAGCUAGAAGACUUGACAAAAGAGAAAGAAAAACAAAUCAUACAGUUAAAGAAUGAUGCAAAGCACUUGGAGAAACAGUUAAAGGGAAGUGUUGAGCUUUGUGAACUGCUCUAUUCACAAAAGUCUGAUGCAGAAAGCUUAAAAAUGGAGAAUGAGAAACACAAAGAGGAGAUCCGAGAAUUAAAACAACUCCUGGAAGAAAAACGGAGGAGUGAAAAAUAUCUCAGAAUGGAAAAUGAGAAACAAAAUAAUGAAAUCCAAGAACUAAAGCUGAGAGAUGGGUAUGAAGAGAGACGUGAAAUUGAAGAAUUUGAAUUCUUGGAAAAAGAAGUUGAGAAAGAAGAAAAGGCACAGCAAAAGCAUGAAAUUGCAACGUUAAAAGAACUGGUUCGCAAUUCUGAGGUUUUCAACCAGGAACUUGAGGCUGAACUAAAGACUAAAACUAAGCAACUUAAAGACCAGGAGCAGAGUUGUCUUGUUCUUCAACAGCGGCUGGAUCAACUAAAAGAGCUGUCAGAUGGCCAAAUGGAUCUUGAGACAUUAAUGAUACAGAUCAAACAGCUGCAACAGUCAUUGAAUGAUGCAGAAGUUGUAACCUGUGAUGCAAAGAAAGAGUCUGCUUUUCUCAGGAGUGAAAACUUGGAACUCAAGGAAACCAUGAAUGAAAAGAUGGUGAAAUAUCAACAGAUGGAAAAGGAUGUCCAGUUGUACUGCAAAAAGCUAGAUACUGAACAAUCACGCUACAAACAAAUGCAAUCCGAUUUGCAGAAAGAAUUAAAAUCUGUUUACAGUGAAAAUGCCAAACUAAUGUCUCUUCUGGAUGGGAAAGUUCCUAAAGACAUAUUGGAUCGUGUUUAUCUGGAAAAGAGCAUCACUGAUCUUAACCAACAGUUGGAGAAAGCGGAAAAAGAAAAUAUCAGUCUGCGACAAGAAGUGGCCGUUUUAUCUCAAAACAAAUUGCUGCCACAAAAAAUAGAUGAAUUAGAAAAACAGGUUUUAAAGCUAACAAACGAACUAAAUGGUGUCACCUGCGAACGUGAUAAUUUGUUGGCUGGCAAAUUUGAAAAUGAUGAACAACUCAUAAACUUGCGGGGAGAAGUGUUACUGAUUGCUCAAGAAAGGGACAAACUCCAAGAAGAAGUAAAUAGCCUUCAAUAUGAGAGGGAUCAUCAGGACAAUCUGAAAGCUGAGCAACAGAAUGAAGUACAGUGUAGAGUGGAAAGUCUCAAACUGGAAUUAGAAUUGUACUGCACACAGCUUGAAGAAGAGAGAGCUAAAUGUUCACAACUCCAGCAUAACGUUGAAGGCAAAGAAGGGCAAGUUAAAGAGCUGGAGCAACAACUUGAGCUGGAGCUUGUCAAGCAAAAGGAAAUAAAUGAUAAAUUUUCUAAAGCAUCAGAAGAUAUCAAACUACUUAAUGAAGUGAAAGAAGAGCUGAUAACUAAAUUGCAAGUUUUAACAAAAGCCAAUGAAGAACUGACAAUGUCACAACCCAAGUCCCAAAAGGAUGAAGAACCUCUAAAUGUGAGCUCUGCAGCUGAAAUAACUGAGACAAAGAAUUUAACUGAACAGCUUCUCAUGCUUCAGGAAAAUUGCAAGGUCAUCAGUGAAGAGAAAAAGCAGCUGCAUGAAGAGUUGUUGAGCCUUCAAAUUGAGAGAGAUCAGUUGAAGUGUGAUCUUCAAGAUAAUAUUGAAAUGUGUAUAGAGAAUCAAGCAGAAUUGAGAAGCCUACAUGACAAACUGAAACUGAACCAAAAUGUGGAGGUGGAACUAAAGAAAAGUCUGGCUGAAAAAGAGUGCUUGAUAAAUGAAGAGAAGAAAAAGUCCAUGCAGGCCAGUGAAGCACUGGAUCUUGCACAAGAGGAACUGCGAUACCAGCAACAGCUAGUAAAUGAACUAAGAAAUGAAAUUCAGGAAAAGAAAGAUCUGUUGUUGAGUUUUCAAGAAAACGUUCCUGAAAGGGCUGAUGAUAAGGUACAAGAGCUAACUGAACAUCUCAAAAAUGUGGUGUCUCAGCCUGACCUGGAGGAUGAGAUGCAAGAGCCGUGUGUACACAGUUUGGGAAAGCAAAACACAAAUAUUCAUGAAGAAUUCAACCAGUGUGUCCAGCAAAGAGAGGAUGAAAAAUCAAUGAAGGAAAAUAAUGAAGUUGAGGUGAUACUACAGGAUGCCAAAAUACAAAAGAAUGAAAUUAAGAGAGCCCUGGAAGAAAAUACGGAGAUGCAAAAUCAAGCUGAUGAACUCUGUUGUUUGGUGACUCAGCGUGACACAUUACUUGCUGAGAUUGAAGAGUUGAGAGCUCGUGCUUCCAAAGAACUGGAAACAGUAAUUCAGAAAGAGGAAUUCAGCCAGCAGUUCCAGCAACUGGAGAAUGAAAAAUUAAACUUGUUAAAGGAGAAGGAUGAGUUCCUGGAAACACUGAAAUGUAUCAAAGCAGAAAAAGAUGAAAUGAAAAGAGCCCUGGAAGAGAAAACUGAGGAGACACAAAAGCAAGGUGAGGAACUUCACCACGCAGUCUCUCAGCGUGACACGUUGCUUGCUGAGAUCGAAGAGCUGAGAGAUCGUGUCUUCAAAGAACAGGAAGCAGAAAUUCGGGAAGAGGAAUUCAACCAGCAGUUUCAGCAGCUGGAGGAUGAAAAAUCAUCCUUGAUAAAGGAAAGGGACGAGCUCCUGGAAAAAUUCAGAUGUAUUGAAGUGGAAAAGGAUGAAAUGAAGAGAAAACUACAAGAAAACGCUGAGGUGAUGCAAAAGCAAACUGAGGAGCUCCACCAUCUGAAUUCUCAGCAUGAUGUGCUGCUUGAUGAAAUUGACAAGCUGAGAGCUCAUGUUUCCAAAGAACAGGAAGCAGUAAUCCACGACGAUGAAUUCAACCAGCGGUUCCAGCAACUAGAGGAUGAAAAAUCAUCCUUGGUAAAGGAGAAGGCUGAACUUCAGGAGACACUAAAAUGUAUCAAAGCAGAAAAAGAUGAAAUGAAAAUAGUCCUGCAAGAAAAUUCGGAGGUGACACAAAAGCAAGGUGAGGAACUUCACCACGUAGUCUCUCAGCGUGACGUGUUGCUUGCUGAGAUUGAAGGGCUGAGAGCUCGUGUCCUCAAAGAAAAAGACAUAGAAAUGCAGGAAAAGGAAUUCAGCCAGCGGUUCCAGCAGCUGGAGGAUGAAAAAUCAUCUUUGGUAAAGGAAAGGGUUGAGCUCCAGAAGACACUGAAGUGUAUCAAAGCAGAACAAGAUGAAAUGACAAGAGCACUGCAAGAAAAGACUGACAUGAUGCAAAAGCAAGAUGAAGAACUAGGCCGCAUGGUUUCCCAGUGUGACGUGUUGCUUGUUGAGGUUGAAGAGCUGAGAGCUCAUACUUCCAAGGUACCAAAAGCAGAAAUUCAAGAGGAGGAAUUCAAUCAGCAGCUUCAGCAACUAGCAAAUGAAAAAUUAUCAAUUGUAAAAGAGAAGCAGGAGCUUAAGGCCAAGUUAAAGAACAUCAAAGCAGAAAGGGAUGAAAUGGAGAAAACCUUGCAAGAAAACAAUGAAAUGAUGCAAAAGCAACGUGACGAACUACAUCAGGUGAUAUCUCAGCGUGACAGGUUGCUCGCUGAGACUGAAGAGCUGAGAGAUCGUGCUUCCAAAGAACAGAAAGCAGAAAUUCAGGAGGUGGAAUUCAACCAGCGGCUCCAACAACUGGAGGAUGAAAAAUCAUCCAUAAUGAAAGAGAGAAAUGAUCUUCAGGAAUCGCUGGCUUGUAUCAAAAUAGAAAGUGAUGAAAUGAAGAGCACACUGCAAGAAAAGCUGCAAGAGCAGGCUGAGGAGCUCCAUCAGUUGGUAUCUCAGCGUGAUUUGCUGCUCAAUGAUAUCGAAGAGUUAAGAACUCAUGCUUCCAAAGAGCAGAGGCUGGAAAUUCUAGAAGAGAAGUUCAACCAGCAUGUCCAGCAGUUAGAGGUUGAAAAAUCAGCCAUUGUAAAGGAGAAGGACGAGCUCCAGGAGAUGCUGGAGAGGAUUCAAGUACAAAAGGAUGAAAUGAAGAGAACCCUGCAAGAAAACACUGAGGCAAAUCAAGUUCAAGCUAAGGAGCUGAACAGCAUGGUUUCUCAGCGUGACAUGUUGCUUGAUGAGAUCAAAGAAUUAAGAACUCUGGUUUCCAAAGAACAGAAUACACACAUUCUAGAAGAGAAAUUCAACCAGCAGCUCCAGCAGCUAGAGGAUGAAAAGUCAGCCAUUGUCAAGGAGAUGGUUGAGCUCCAAGAGAAACUAGAGUGUGUCAAGGUAGAAAGGGAUGAAAUGAAGAGAGCCCUGAAAGAAAGUACUCAGCUUAAAAUGGAAGAAAGAAGGAACAAAGAACUUACUGAACUGGUCACAAGCCUGGAGAAACAAAUUGUUGCUUUGAAAGAGCAGACACAAAUUGAAACCACUACUCCAGAAAAUAAGGAAAAUGAAGCAGAAAUUAAUAAGCUUUCUAAUUAUCUACAGGAGAAAGAUCUUCUUUUGCAGGAAACAAUUAAAAGUUUAUUCCGAUUGGAAAAUGAGUACAAGAUCGAAUUAGCUAAAACUGACCAACAGCUUUCAAGAGAGGGGGAAGAAUGGAAUGAGCUACUAGUCAAAUUUUGCUCUAAGUUCCCUGAAGAAUCGAUGGAGGCAAUAAGUAUUAAGAAGCUACAGGAAGAGAAUCAAAAACUGUAUGAAAAACUUGUGUUGUGGAGGAGUCAUUUUAUGAGAGCGUUGAGCACUGUUCCUCAGAAUGUAAAGAAGUAUCAGAUCCCUAUAACUAAAUGUGACUUGGGUCUAGCAGAUGAGAAAAAGAAGAAUGAAGAGUUGUGUAUACAGUUGCAGACUCUGAAGAAGCAAGUCUCUGACUCGCCUGUGCUGGAGUUAACGUCGCAAGAGAAGAAUCCUGAAAUACUGCGACUUUCCACUUUAAUUGAAUUCAAAGAAAACCACUUAAUGAAUACGCAGCAGACUUUAUCCGAGUUGAAACUAAAAUACCAAAACUAUUUGAGAAGCACUAAGGAUGGAUUAUCUUCCAAGGCAAAAGCUCAAGAGGUUUUUAAGGAAAGAGUUUCUGUUGUGUCUCCUACAAAUGCUUUAAAGAUAAUUGAAGAAAUUGAACAUGAAAUGCGAAUGCUAAAUCAAGACCUUCAACUUCAAAAUGAAGCAGUUCAGAAUGAAGCUACAUUUUCCAAGUCAGUGCAGACUGGAUAUGUAAAGUACAUCAGGAAUUCUUGUAAUGAGAUGGCUAAUCAGAAGAAAAAGAAUGAUGAGCUGCUUUUGGAAAUUGAAACUUUCAGACAACAAUCAUUCAACAAAAAUGGCUGUGAUCCAAUAUUGGCUAUGGAGAACCAGAAGCUGAAGAAAAAAAUGAAGACUGAUGAACAAUUGCUUCAGACAAUGGAAAUGAAGAUUCAAGAAUUAGAACUGGCAUUGACCACAAGCCAAGAAACCAACAAACUGCAAGAAGAUAAAGUCACGCAAUUGCAGACAGAGUUGAGCUCCAAAACAGAGAACAAACUUGAGGAUCUCCAGGCAACGUUAUUGAAGAAGGACAACCAGAUUAAUAGUAUGGAAGAAGCUCUAAAGCAGUUGCAGGCUAAGCUGGACAUGGGAGCUCAACCCUUCAGAGAGGAAAUGCAUGAGCUGAAAAAUCGCUUGUUUAUAUUGGAGAUGGAGAAGGUUAAAGAAAGCAAAAAUCUUGAAAAUCAGAUUAGUUCUCUAAAAGCCAGCUUGGAACAUAAAGAAGAGCUGAUGCGACAAACCAAGGAAACACUGCGAAGAUAUCAACAAAAACAGGAUACCACAAUUAUGGUUGAAAAUAAUAAUGAGAUAUGUUCUACUGAUACAUCUCUGACGUGCAGUGCUGGAAGUGGAAUAGUUCAGAAUGCACUGUUACUUGUGUUAAGGUCUGAGAAAGCUAAACUUAAUCAAGACCUAAAUCGCCUCAAGAAGGAAAAUGCACGUCUUGCAAGAACAGUGUCUGAGUUAAAAUAUGAAAAUACUAGAUGGAAAGAUAGAGCAUUAAAGCUUAAAGAAAAGGAACGAGAGUCCUCAGAAUAUCAGCGUGAAAAUGUUCCACGUACUUUGACUCCAAGUCUAGAAGAAGGCAUCACUCCUUGUUCAGUAACAGAGCAUGCAACAGUGCCACAAAAAGUUGAAUCUUCAGAAUUAUUACCUUCUGAAUUCAAAACUGGUGCCAAACUGGAUGAAACAUCACUCACUUCAGAAAAAAUGCUACCUGUUGAUUCUUCUAAAGUAUCAUCCUUUGGGACAGAGUCAAAGUGGCUAUUGCCUCGCUCCAAAAUUUUUGAUAACUCCCAGCUGGGUUUCCCAGCAGCUGAAAGUCCUCAACGAAAACCUAAAUCUGACGAGAAUGAAUAUGAUGACUGGUGGCCCAAACCCUCUGAUUCUGAUCCUCAAUGUAAAGUGCAAUGAAAGUUGACCAAUUGGGAGCGAGAUUAGGUUAAAAUCUAUCAGUUGAAUUCAUUAUUGUACUGUGGAAAUCUAUUGUUAUGCUGCUCACUGAAGAGUAAUUUGAUUGUACACUUUGCUUGAGCCUUGUAGCUCAGAUUAUCACUGAUAGACUGGAUGAUGUAAUAAUAAGAGAAUUUAUUCUCCUAACUGUGGUGAACAAGACCACAAAAUGUUAAUGUUAGAUGCCCACAUUUGGAAUAUCUUCCUCCUCCUAGCAUUGAUGUUUCUUGUUUCUGAUCUAUAUUACUUACAGCAAAUGAAUAGUUGACAACAAUACUUGAGUCAAAUGAACAAAGGUAAUAGCUUAAUUGUGUGGAAUAUUUCCUGUAUCAAUGCUGUACCAAUUUCUGUAGCAAUAUUUAAACAACUUUUAUAAUAGAAAAUAAUCAUAACCCUGCUUAUGUUGUGAGUUUGUACACUUUUAUACUGAACAUUUCUAUUGAAAAUUUCUCACUUCAAUAAAAGCUGAAUUUGUUUUGUUAAUAAAUAGCACUAGAUUAACAUUGCAUUUUCCUCACAAUUAAUCAUCAUAAUUUGCAAGAACCCAAGUUGGAAAUUGAAUGCAAAGCAUUGCUAGGUAUUUAGUCAUAAGGAACCGACUAUUAUGCAAUGCAAAGUUAAUCUUGAGCAGGAUCUCCUUCUUCGCCUUCGGAGGUGCAGCAAACUGAAGAGGAUGGAAUGGGGCAAAUAACUGAGAAAGGGCAAUAUGGAGGAGGGAACACUAAGGCAAGAACAUUUUCAACAAAAGCCUUAAGAGUGAUGCAUUCCAAGCCAAAAAAAACUCAGUAAGUCAGUGGAGUGCAAAGAAUUGUUAAUUUGCCUUGGGAUGUUGGUAUGAGAUGAUAGUUGUUUGCUAAACAUGUUGUAGGGAAUGGUUUUGAAAUACUGUCAAUGGAGCAUGACGUGCCUCUGAAUUUUGUUCUGAGUGUGAGGAGAACAGUGGGUUUUGCACUUGAAUUGGGACAGAAAAACUUCAUAAAGAAACAAUUGGAUGAGUUGAUGUCAUUCAAAGUUGAUCUCAGCUACACAGAUUAAAUGCCAUAUCAAUCUGGAAUGUUACAUCUAUCUGGGGAUCUGGGCCUUGGUUUGCCAUUUCAAUGCAGUAUUGAAUGAGCCAGUGAACUGUGUGACAGUAUGUUUCAUUAUUAAAUGAUUGUCCACAGAGUGUAAGGAAGUGCACUUUGGAAAGUCAAAUUAAGAUAAGGUAUCCUUAUUAGUCACAUGUACAUCGAAACAGUGAAAUGCAUCUUUUGCGCAGUGUUCUGAGGGCAGCCCAUAAGUGUCGCCACUCUUCCAGCACCAACAUAACAUGCCCAUAACUUCCUAACCUGUACGUCAUUGGAAUGUGGGAGGAAACCGGAGCACCCGGAGGAAACUCAUGCAGACACAAGGAGAACGUAAAAAACUCCUCACAGACAGUGGCCAGAAUUGAACCCAGGUCGAUGGUGCUGUAAAGCAUUACGCUAACUGCUACACUGGUAGGACAUGUAUGAUAAAUGCCAGGGACCAUGGGAGUGUUGAUGCACAGAGGCCUUGGCGUGCAAGUCCAUAGCAUUCUGAAAAUGGUGACACAGGCGGAUAGAGUCGUGAAGAAAGUAUUUGGUAUGCUUGCUGUCACAGACCGAGGCACUGAGUGUAAGAGCUGGCUUGUCAUGUUGCAGCUGUGCAAAAAAUUGGUUAGACUGCACUUGGAGUACUGUGUACAUUUCUGGUCAACACUGUGCAGGAAGGAUGUGGUAGCAAUAGAGAGAAUGCAGAAGAGAUUCACUAGGAUGUUGCCUGGGUGGAGGUCUAUAAUUAUAAGGAGAAGGGACAGGCUGAAUUUAGUCUCACUAGAAUAUUGGAGGCUGAGUGGUGAUCUUAAGGUUUUUAAAAUUGAGAGGAAUGGGUAGGUUAGAUAGUUGGAUUCCUUUUAAAGCAGGGGAGUCUAGAACUAGAGGGCAUGGGUUUAAGAUAGGGGAGAAACUUCAAAGGACAUCUGAGGGGAGAAACUUUAAAGGACAUCUGAGGGGUAAGUUCUUCACAAAGAGUAGUGGUUAUCUGGAAUGAGCUGCCAGAGGAGAUGGUAGAGGCAGAUGCAGUUAGAACAUUUGAAAGACAUUUGGACAGGUACCUGGAUAGGAAAGGCAUUGGAUACAGGCCAAAUGCAAGAUAAUGUGGUUUGUGUAGAUAAGCAUAGUGGACAAAGUGGGCUGAAAGUGCCUGUUUCUAUGCUGCACAAUUUAAUUGUCCACAAUUUAAUUGUGCACAACAAGGGAAUUUAAUUGUCCACAAGGUUUCACACAAGGAGAAUUCAAUUUAAACUUCAGAUAAUAUAUUGUCUUCACUAACCAAUUAAUUAUGUUGGUUUAACGAGGUUAGUAUAAUUCCCCAGCGUUUGUUUUCUAUUGUUAUUCUGUGAGGUGAAACCUUUAAUUAUAAUUCUGUAACAUUCAUAAGUGACUACGGAAUCUCUUCUACGGAAACCCUAAUGAAGAAGGUAACAUUUGUUUGGAUGUUUUUUUUCUGGUAGAUUUGAUUUUAAUCACUGUGUGUAGCAAUUAAAGCUUUCUGAAACU